AUGUUUAGCCCUGGCAAGGCUGUAGCCACGCACCCUCACAGCCCUGACAAGGUAGCCACGCCCCCUCCACCUCUCCAGGCUGUAGCGACGCCCCCUCGCAGCCAGGCUGUAGCCAACGCCCCCCUCCAGCCCCUGACAGGCUGCUUAGGCCACGCCCCCUCCAGCCCCCUGACAGCUGUAAGCCAACGCCCCCCCCUCUCAGCCCCUGAACAGGCUGUAGCCACGCCCCCCUCCAGCCCUGAAGGCUUAAGCCACGCCCCCCCGACAGGACUGUACCACGCCUCCCUCCAGCCCCUGACAGGCUGUAAAGCCACGCCCUCCAGCCCCUGA
This is a messenger RNA of Penaeus vannamei (Pacific white shrimp), 330 nucleotides long. The record is from RefSeq and is a predicted model, not a curated record. Lineage: Eukaryota; Metazoa; Arthropoda; Malacostraca; Decapoda; Penaeidae.